Molecule: messenger RNA, 1638 nt
Organism: Rotaria socialis
Lineage: Eukaryota; Metazoa; Rotifera; Eurotatoria; Philodinida; Philodinidae
Source: the annotation of a GenBank genome assembly
AUGCGAUCCCGUUUUACUUUUCUUUUUCGUCGAAAACUUAAACUUCAAAUUAUUACAACUAGUUUAACUGGAGGAUUAGUUGCAGGUUAUAUAUUUUCAAAAUAUAAACCUAUCGUUCGUGCAGAAGCUGACAUAUCUGUCAAAGUUGGAGAACGAAUAUCAACAUUACCAACUUACAGUAUGACUGAAGUUGCAAAACAUACAACAGCAGAGAAAGGUUAUUGGCUUGCUUAUAAAGAUGGUGUCUAUGAUAUAACUUCAUAUGUUGAAAAUCAUCCAGGUGGUAAAAUGGUUCUUCGAUCUGCUGGUAAAGCUUUAGAGGCUUGUUGGAAAAUUUUUACUAUGCACGAUAUGGAUCAUGUUUAUGAAAUCUUAGAAGAAUAUCGAAUAGGAAAUUUGCCACCAGGUGAAAGAGAAGUGAAUCAACGUGAACAAGAAAAAAUUACUGAUUUAUUUCAAUAUGAUCCUGAACGGUUAAAUAUAAAAGAAAACUUUUUCGUUCGUUCAAAAAGACCGUUCAAUGCUGAAACAAAACCUUCUGUUCUCGUUUCAUCAUUUAUAACGCCAGUUGAGCAAUUUUUCGUACGAAACCAUAUGCAUGUACCAUUUGUUAAUAUCAACGAAUAUAAAUUAGAAAUUGGUAAUGGAAAAUCAACUCAUUCACUUUCAUUUGAUGAUCUAACAGAAAAGUAUCAGUCACAUACAAUAACAUCAACAUUAGCAUGCUCUGGUAAUCGUCGUGGUGCGAUGAAUAAUGACGAACAAGGAACAAUCAGAGGUGCACCAUGGUACGUUGGGGCUAUUGGAAAUGCUCGUUGGACAGGUGUUAGGUUACGUGAUGUUUUGCAAUCGUUGGGUCUUGAUAAAGAAGGAAAAUAUGUACAGUUCUAUGGUCUUGAUUGUGAAACACCAAAAAGAUGCUAUGGCGGAUCUAUUCCAAUAGAAAAAGCAUUGAGUGAUGAUGUAUUAAUUGCAUACGAAAUGAACAAUGAAUCAUUAACUCGAGAUCAUGGCUAUCCAUUACGUAUAAUUGUGCCGGGUUCAAUUGGAGCACGUAGCGUUAAAUGGGUCAAUCGAAUUGUUGUUUCCGAUAAAGAAUCCGAUAGUCCUUGGCAAAUAUUUGAUUAUAAACUUCUACCAACAUCUGUAAAACAACCACAAAAAUCUGAUUAUGAUGCUGCACCGGCUAUACAAGAUUUAAAUGUUAACUCAGCUAUUUGUUAUCCGUCGUCGAAUGAAGAUGGAAAUAAAGUUAAAAUUCUAUCGGUUCAACCAAAUCAUAAUGAUAUUAAAAAUAAAAAACUAACAAUAAAAGGCUAUGCUUUAAGUGGAGGUGGAAAACAAAUACAAAAUGUACAAGUUAGUCUUGAUCAUGGAAAAACAUGGCUACAAGCAGAACUUGAACAACUCGCAGAGCCUCAUAUGCGCGCAUGGGCAUGGACUCUAUGGACUUAUCAUAUACCAUUUGAUGAUUUACCUUCGAAGCCAUUUGAUAUUAUUUGCCGUGCAACGGAUACAAAUGCGAAUAGUCAACCUGAGAGUCCAGUAGGCAUAUGGAAUGUUUUAGGUCAUAUGAAUAAUGCUUGGCAUAAAAUAACUUUACAAAUCGAUGAAAAGUGUCUUAAAAAGGGUUCAUGA